This is a messenger RNA of Columba livia (rock pigeon), 3913 nucleotides long. RefSeq names its product killer cell lectin-like receptor subfamily B member 1B allele B. Gene Ontology annotation, cellular component: plasma membrane; cell surface. The transcript is spliced from 7 exons. Gene Ontology annotation, molecular function: signaling receptor activity. Bases 86 to 778 code for a protein of 230 amino acids. The record is from RefSeq and is a predicted model, not a curated record. NCBI's taxonomy places the organism in Eukaryota, Metazoa, Chordata, Aves, Columbiformes, Columbidae. Gene Ontology annotation, biological process: regulation of natural killer cell mediated cytotoxicity.
AAAGGGGAGGGAGCUACGAGUUGUUCUCAGUCUAGAGUACUGUUUUAAAAACAGCAGCAAGGGGUCAAAAAGAAGCAGCGAGAGAAUGCCAGAAAAUCUCAUUUACGCAGACUUGAACUUGACUGAAUCAACCAGCUCCAGACUACAGGUCACUGAUGUCCACGAUUCUACAUAUGCAGAAGUGAAAGUGCAAUCCCUAGACACAAAUGCUGCAGCUGACUACACAUCUCCCGGUAAAAACUGUUGCUCCAGAACAUGUGUCGCUGUACUGGCUGCUGUGAUAACCCUCCUACUGGUCUUAGCGGUGUGUCUCAUACUCUUGUACCACCCAACUGCAAGCAGCCCACCUGACUCAAAAAUAUUCUGUACUACCUGUGAAGACGAACUAGGUUGCCCCCAAGGAUGGGAAAAAAACAGGGAAAAAUGUUACUUCUUUUUUCCAAAGCCACAAAAAAAUGAUUGGAAUGCCUCCCGUAAAGAAUGCAGAGACAAGGAGUCAGACCUGGUGAUCAUUGAAAACAAGGAAGAACUGGAUUAUCUUCGUUCACAAUCAAGAGGUCAUUACUACUUACUUGGUCUCACAUACUCUGAGAGAGAGAAGAAGUGGAAGUGGAUUAACAACAUGGAACAUUGCACUGACAUGUUUACUAUAGGAGGAGAUCACACUGACUAUUUCUGCGCUGUCAUUGGACAUGGUGAAGUAGCAACUGCACAUUGCAAUGGAACCUCAACAACACAAAAUAUGUGUGAAAAAGCUGCAAAUAUUUCAAGAAGUUGAAAGAAGAGCUAAAAAGAAGAGGUCCAGGCAGUAAUGUCAUCCUCAGCUUCCUGUAAGAAUGGCAGAUGGGAUUUGUCUUACUUUAGCUGCCUAAAUGUCUAGUCAAAUGGAUUCUUACAGGCUCCCCCUAGACACCUUGCCAAGCCUAGCACAUUCUUUCCCAAGAUGGAUGUCUGAGAUGGGAGCUCCUCUGGAGGAGCUCAUAUUUUCACACAUUAGGAGUCUAGGUCACUUGCUUAUACCAGAUGCCCAACUUUCAGGCAGCCACUGUUCAGUGACGUGAGUCCAACCUCAGUGACAGGUGUGAUCACCAGCAGACCCUAUCUCUCAUAGGCACAUGCAUAUAUAUCCAUACCUUCACAGCCCUGCCUGUGCACAAGGAGGUACUUCAAACCUUUGCCAUGCACCGGUCUUCCCUAUAGCUGCAAGUGAGGGUUAAUACAUAUUUAUAUUUUGGAUCCUGCAGAAAAGUGCAACCACACUCAUUGCCAUGUGUGCUUCCAGUGUUUUCCCUGAACACAGCUUAAAGUGCUAGGACUGAGGUCACAGCCACAGGUCAAGACCUAGUUUAGCAGGUGCAAAUAUAAGACUAAAAGAUGCUUGCUCUGCAACCCAAAGAUGAGACAAGAAACACCUGAUGGAGAGAAGAAAUGGAUGUGAUUCUGUGAUUGCACCAUUGGCCAAGGAAUGACACACCUGUUACCUGGACCACCCUCCAUGCAUGUGUGUUAUCAUCUGCAUUCUAACUACAGAUCUGGUUAUAUAAAAGGAAGGAGAUUGUUGGCUGGUGCAACUUUCUACUUUGAAAAAGUUUUCAACUCUUUUCCUUUGUUACAGGAAAUAUAGAUGUGAUCAGUUUUCGAUCAGUAAGUCCAAAGACCUCAUCAUAGAAACCCUCACUAGUAUUAUCUUCUAGAUGUGUAAGGUAUCAAGAGACAUUAGAGAUACACUAGCUAAGAAAGCAAUGGGCACACUGAUAGACAAAUUAGCAGGUGGCUAAUAAGGGCAUAAUAAUCUGAUAACAGAUCCUCUUCUAGCAUAUGAAUGGAAGACACCUUGACUUGCUACCUUCUUGUAUAUUUCUUAGAUGAACAGAAUAUCAUAGAGGGGAAUAAAGGGAGAAUAAGGAGAAAAACACAUUAGAAUCAGCUUGUGAGUUGGAAAUAAUCCUGUCCCUGGCAGCUGACCAGUGGAAAUGGGAAGCAUCUCAUACAAAUCAACCAUUUAGGAAUAACUGACUGUCUGUGUGUACUUAAGAGAAGGCUAUGGACCUUGAGAAGAAUAUGUGUCUGCAGAAAGGAUGGCAAAGCUGCAAGUGUCAGUAGGAUUUAACAUCCAACAUAUAAUAUAGAGCUUGACUAGAAGAAGCAAUAUAAUCCAUUUUCAAUGACAUUCUCAAAAAUAGCCUGGACACAAGACAACAAGGAUGAAGAUUCUGACUUUAAUUUUUCUCUCUUAUUUCAAAUUGAAAAUCUGAAAGCAACAAUUUCAGCUGUGCUGUAAUUCAACUAGAUGCUGUGAAUGACCUGGCUUGUGCUCUCCCAUCCUGUUCUAUUACAAAACUAUACUCAGCUUCUAUAUUGGACAGGAGUCUGGAGUAGGAACCAAUGCCAGAUCUGAAAACUGGUCACAAGGACAGGUACCUAUGGACAAGCACAUUCUUACAGAUUAAAAAGAACAUGUGUAGCAUCACUAUUCAACAGUUUAGCAAGUUCCUUGGAAAUGGAUCUGAUUUCUGCAGAAGUAACUGUGCUGAUUUUACAGUGAAACACGGAGAUUGCAAAUUUCUGUUGUUAUCUAUCACAGACAAUUAAUAUUUGUGUAAUUAAGCUCAAUUAUAUGAGAACAUGCUGGGUCGGCCAAGAUAGGGUUAAUUUUCACAGGAAUCUGGGGGGGGGACGCAGCCAGGACAGCUGACCCAAACUAGCCAAAGAGGUAUCCUAUACCAUAACAGGUCAGUAUAAAGUAGCCGGGGAGAGGAACACUCACUGCAUGGGAUCGUGUGAUCCAGGGCCCUCUUUCUUCUCCAGGACCUCCAGGGCAGUGCAAGUGGGCAUUGGGCAUCCCUUGCUUUGUAUAUCCUUUCAUUGUUAUUAUUAUUGUUUAUAUUUUUCCCUUUUGGUGUUCUGUUUAACUCUUUUUAUCCCAAACCACAACUUUUGCCUUCUGUUUGCUGAUUCUCCUCCCCACGAGGGAAGGGGUGAGUGAGUGAGUGAGUGACCACGCGGUUCUGCGGUUCUAAGUUGCCAGCAGGGCCAAACCACGACACAGAAGAAGUGCAAUGCAUGACUGUUGCUUUAACAGUUUCUUCCUGUCUCAGAGUGUUCCACAUAAAGCUCUUACAAAAUUCAUCCUGAAAAAAACAACCUUGUAUGAGCAUGUAAACUGAGAUACUAUUGAUAGAAAGCAUCAGAAAUUAAGAUUAAGCUAUGAGAGCUGCAACUGAAGCCUUACCCAAGGCUGUUUUAAAAAUCUGCCUGCUAUAAAGCUGUUCUCAGAUGUAUCCACCACCACUUCACCUAUUUUCAGUGGCAAAGUAGAGAUUUUUGAUAAAUCAAAUAGCUUCACCAUGUAGAUAGCAUAUUCGGGAUUAUGACUGCAUUUCAUCUUGAGAGGGACAUCUCUUACAGCAAUUCAUUACUUUAGCUGAUGCACAAUAGUUCAGAAUUCAGGCUUGAAAUUUACAAUUGCUUUUGGCAAUAACAUAAGGUAAUAUCAUUUAAGAUUGGUGUACCGUUUUUCUUUUAGAUCAUUUUAUUUGUAGUGUCUCUUUCAUUGUAUCUUAGUGCAUUAAUUUUAAUUCCUUUUCUUUACACCACAAACACCUGGAACAUACCUUGAAAUCCUCAUUCUCCUUUUCUUCUGUUGCACUGCAAAAUUCAAGUUGUGCAACAGAGAGGUAAACAGUGUGAGACAACAGGCACUUCUUAAAUUUUGUUAACAGAAGAGAAAUCAGCAUCACAAAAUGCAUAUGGAAAGAAUGAUCAGUGGGAAUUUGGGGUGUCAAAAUACAACAGCAUGAUGGACUUUGGAUACAACACAAUUUCAACAUGUGCUUCAGAUUAUUGUUAGUUGCGAAAUUCUAUUCUUAUGUGGAAAUAUGUUCACAAGCAAAAAAAAAAAAAAACACAAAAA